Messenger RNA from Eutrema salsugineum, 4562 nucleotides. RefSeq lists its product as uncharacterized. The record is from RefSeq and is a predicted model, not a curated record. Bases 614 to 1156 code for a protein of 180 amino acids. Lineage: Eukaryota; Viridiplantae; Streptophyta; Magnoliopsida; Brassicales; Brassicaceae. The transcript is spliced from 2 exons.
UUCUUCUCAUUAAUCUCUCUUAUUCUGCAUUUAUUCUAACAUGGUAUCAGAGCUUCUGGUUUCGAUUUCCUGAGUUUUGAUUCUUUAUUCUCUAUUCUUAAACAAAUUCUACUCUCUAAAUCAUCAAACUCUUUCAUCUAUUAUCUCUUCUUCAUCUCACAGUUUGUCUCUAUAUUCUUCUUGACUUCUGUUCUUGUUUUUAAACAAAAUGAGUUCGACUGAUGCUGUGACUGAGAACUCAAAGCCUGUUGUUGUUCUUGUCAUCCCCAAAGGAGGAAACUACUUGCUGUGGUCAAGAACCACAAGAAUCGCUUUGUGUGGAUGAGGGCUCUGGAAUCAUGUCUUGGAAGACAAAACUCCAGCAGAAGACGACGCCAAAGAGGAAGAGAAGGAUGCAGAUGCCAAAGCCGCUGAGUCUAAGUGGUUCCAAGAAGAUCAAACCGUUCUUGGUGUAAUCUAAAACUCCCUUGAGCCGAGCAUUCUUGAGGCUUACUCUUACUGUGAGACCGCCAAAUCUCUUUGGGAGACCCUCAAGAAUGUCUUUGGAAAUGACUUGAAUCUGAGCCGAGUCUUUGAGGUCAAGAAGGCGAUAAACAACUUGAGCCAAGAAGACAUGGAGUUCAAAAUGCACUUUGGGAAGUUUAGAUCGCUUUGGGCUGAGCUGGAGAUGCUGAGGCCGAGCACUGUGGAUCCCAAGGCGCUAAAUGAAAGGCGUGAACAAGACAAGGUGUUUGCUCUCUUUCUUACAUUAAAUCCGAUCGUUAAUGAUCUCAUCAAAUACAUAUUGAGGGAAUACAAGCUCCCAAGCCUUGAAGAGGUGUGUUCACGGAUUCAAAAGGAACAAAGGUCCAUGGGUCUCUUUAGAAAGCAAGAUCUCAUCUCAGCUAACAAAGGUGUGUACAAAGCCGAUGAGAAGAAGCCUUGGGUGUGUGACCAUUGCAAAAAGAAGGGCCACAUCAAAGACAAGUGCUGGAUCCUCCACCCACAUCUCAAGCCGAAUAAGUUCAAAGAUCAGAGGUCCAACCUUGCUCGUGAGGAUGCCAGUACAUCUGCAUCAGGAGGAGAGGUGGCUAUGACUGCAUCAGCCGCGUAUGUGAGGAAGAGUGAUCUAGAGGCUCUCAUCAAAGCUUUUGCCUCAAAGCACUCUGGAUAUUGAUAAUGGAAAGUUGCUUGGAAAAGGUGGAACCAGAGAUGAGCUUUAUGUUCUUGAGGAUACUACACCAAGCAAAUCUGAUAAUUUCUCGUUUAAGUCUUGUUAUUCAGCUAGUUUAAGUUCCAUUUGGCACGCUAGAUUAGGACACCCACAUGCUCGUGCUCUUGAAUUAAUGUUGCCUGAUGUUUCAUUUGAUCACACUAGUUGUGAAUCUUGUAUUCUCGGUAAACAUUGUAGAACCGUGUUCCCUAAAUCAUCUACUCUUUAUGAAAAAUGCUUUGAUCUUGUGCACUCUGAUGUUUGGACCUCACCUUCCAUGUCUAGAGAUAGUAACAAGUAUUUUGUGACAUUUAUAGAUGAAAAAUCGAAAUACACUUUAGAUCACAUUAAUGCCAUCAAAGGACCGUAUAUUUGAAGCUUUCACUAAUUUUCAAAACUAUGUCACUAACCAAUUUAAUGCCAAGAUCAAAGUGUUUAGAUCAGAUAGUGGUAGGGAAUACACAAGUCAAAGAUUCAAAGAGAACUUAUCAAAGCAUGGCAUUCUUCAUCAAACUAGCUGUCCUUACACUCCUCAACAUAAUGGAGUAGCUGAGAGGAAGAACCGGCAUCUAAUGAAGGUGGCCAGGUCGAUGAUGUUCCAUACAAAUGUAACAAAAAGAUUUUGGGGGAAGUGCUGUGCUUGCGGCUCGCUAUCUCAUCAAUCGGAUCCCAACAAAAGUCUUACAAGACUUAUCACCAUUUGAGGUACUUAACAAAACCAAACCCUCCCUUGAUCACUUACAUGUGUUUGGGUCUGUGUGUUGUGUUUUUGUACCAGGUGAGCAAAGGAAUAAGCUGUAGGCUAAGAGUGUUAGAUGCAUGUUCCUUGGCUAUUCAACAAUUCAAAAGGGCUAUAAAUGCUAUGAUCCGGUCAACAGCCGCACUUAUGUGUCCAGGAAGGUCAAGUUCAUCGAGGGCCAAGGUACUAUGACAAGAAAUAUUGGGAGAGUUUAAAGGAUCUGUCUAGUUAUCCUUCGGAUCUUGCCACCAGCUUGAGAUUUCUUCUUGAUCAUCACGGGAAUCAAGACACAAAAAGACCUGUUUCAGUUCAAGCUCCUAAUCCUGUUCAAGAAGAGGCAAGCUCAGAGUCACAAACUACUCAACAAGACACGACAAACGCUGAAGAGGAGGACCCGAUUCAAGAUCAACAUCAAAACUUGAAUGAUGAAUAAGAGGAGCCAGUUACUUUAGCCGAAGAAGGAUCGGUCAUUGAAGAAGCGACUCAACCGCUAAGAAGAAGCUCUCGCAUCAGAAAAGAUCCUUCUAAUUGGGUAAAUACAAGAGUCUACUACAACAGUCAAGCUGUUGCUCAUCCUAUUCAGGUCAUGUGUUCUCUUGCCCUUUUGCCAGCCGAUCAUCAAGCGUUUCUUGGCAAAGUGGAUCAACACUAUGUUCCUAGAAGCUAUGACAAGGCCAAAGAUAAGAAAGAGUGGGUUAAUGCCAUUGGGGAUGAGAAUGGGGCUAUGGAAAGAAACCACACUUGGGAUAUAUCUGAGUUACCACCAGGGAAGAAAGCCGUGAGCUCCAGGUGGAUAUUCACAAUCAAGUACAAGAGCAAUGGAGACAUUGAGAGGUAUAAAGCUUGCUUAGUUGCCAGAGGUUUCACUCAAACUUAUGGGGAAGACUACACUGAUACUUUUGCUCCAGUUGUCAAGCUCCACACCGUGAGAGUGGUGCUCUCAUUGGCCACCAAUUUAUCGUGGGACUUGUGGCAAAUGGAUGUCAAAACGCUUUCCUUCAGGGGGAGAUUCAAGAGGAAGUGUACAUGACUCCACCACCUGGUCUUGAAGACACAAUUGAGCCUGGGAAAGUUCUAAGAUUUUGGAAAGCCAUCUAUGGCUUAAAGCAAUCACCAAGAACUUGGUAUCACAAGCUCAGCUCAACUCUUAUGGAACAUGGCUUUAAAAAGUCUCACUCAGACCACACCUUGUUUACGCUUAAGGGCCAUCAGGGCAUUGUUGUGGUGCUUGUUUAUGUCGACGAUCUUAUCAUCUCAGGCGAUGACUACAAAAGCCUUUCUUAAUGCCAAAUUCAACAUUAAAGACCUUGGCAAGUUGAAAUACUUCCUUGGCAUUGAAGUUUGGAGGUCUCCAGAGGGCCUUUUCUUGUCUCAAAGGAAGUACACUGUCGAUCUUCUAAGUGAGACUGGAAAACUUGGAGCUAAACCUGCUAAGACACCGCUUGAAGAAGGCUACAAGGUCAAUCGAAAGGGGGAGAAGACAGAUGAGAUUUUCAAAGAUGUAUCUCGAUAUUGAAGGAUAGUGGGUAAACUGCGGUGAAUCAAGUCAGCCAACACAUGCAAGCACCAACAGUGUAUCAUUGGAGCAUGGUAGAAAGAAUACUGAGGUAUCUCAAAGGCACCCCGGGUCAAGGUAUCUGGAUGGGAAAGAACAUCAGCACUGAAAUCCUGGGACACUGUGACUCAGAUUGGGCUGGAGAUAGAGUGGAUAGAAAGUCUACAACAGGAUAUUGCACCUUUAUUGGAGGAAAUUUAGUAACCUGGAAGAUUAAGAAGCAAAAAGUGGUCUCAUUUUCAACUGCAGAAGCCGAAUAUAGAGCCAUGAGAAAGCUUACCAGUGAACUUACAUGGCUUAAGGCUCUUUUGAAGGAUCUCGGCAUUGAACAAGAAGGUCCUAUUACUAUGCAUUGUGACAAUCAGGCAGCUAUUCAUAUAGCCACCAACUCGGUUUUUCAUGAGAGGACUAAGUCCAUUGAGAUAGAUUGUCACAAGGUGCGUGAGAAGAUUGAGGAAGGAACGGUUCUGUCGUGUUACACAAGAAGUGAGGUCAGCUGGCAGAUAUCUUCACCAAGGCCGCAAGUCUCAAGGUUUGCAACAAUCUAUUCAGCAAACUUAGGCUUGUGGACCUUACUCAUCCUUGAUCCCUGAUCCAUGCCCUUCAUACUCUUUUUCCCUCAACAAAGUUUUGUCCCAUGAAGUUUUCUUUGUUGAGGUUUUUAAUGAGGUGAAGUACAUGGGUCUUCAAGCUUAGUCUUCACAUGUUCUACGACUAAGCUUGAGGGGGAGUAUUAAUCAGGGUGUUCUAGGCAUUGAGGAGUCCAGACUUGUCUAAGUGUGAAGCCCAUGUCUAGUUGUCCAAGGCCCCAGAGAGAUUGUCUCGGAAAAGUUGGAGGAAUAAGCUUCUGUCCAUACAAUGGUCCCCACAGUGAGUUUUGGACCCGUGACUAAGGAGCAGCCGACCGUUGGAGCUGUCACUGUCCUUCUUGGAUCCAGCAUUGCGUCUACAGACUUGAAUCACGUGUUUUAUAUGUGUGUCUAACCACUUUUAUUUGUCUGUACUCUAGCUAAACCUAGUUUCCCUCUUGUAGCUCUAUAAAGAGCAUUUUACCGCUAAUGAGAAUACAUACAUUU